AGCAACAAGCUGGUUAGGUUAGUGCUCUUGUUGUUGAGCUAAAUUUCCUCUCUUUUCAGUGUCUGCAGAAGCAUGAUUAUUUUAAUUGGUAGAAAAAAAAGUGUAAUGAGAAUGCACAGUGGAGGGUGUAGUUUCUUUUAGCGAAAUCACACAUUUCUUAAUAGUGAAGCCGCGAAGUACAGAUAGGAAAGAAACCAAAAAAGCUGUUAGAUGUCAUUAUCAAAGGCUUAAAAAGGUGUGGGUAGAAGAGAUGGCCAUUGAGAGUUACCUCUCUAUCAUCCAUGACCUUAAUCAUAGCAUAGCAUCCAUGUAGAGUUAUUAAACAAGUUGAAGAGUGAGUAUAUAUUAGAAAGGAGAAAGUUGAGGGGUUGGUUAAACUCCAAAGAGAUGAGUUGGGGUUCGUGACAAGGCCUUAUACAUAUGCAUUUGUGGGGCUAUAAAAAAAGACCAAAAGAUCUUUAAUCUCUUCUCUGAGCACACUCUGCCUCGCUUUGCAGAAGCAUCAACAAGCCCUCAUAGGCCACAGUUUGUGAUUUUACCCUCCCAGUACAACCACUUCAAGUCAUUGAAAGUUGAAAUAGUCCUGCAUAUAUGCUUACUCUUCACAAAACUUACGUAAAGCAACUCCAACUCCAAUUCCAACAGUCUACUAAUUUACUCUGUCCUUUUACUCCCUUGUGUGUAGAUAAAAGCCAGACACGUUUUGUUUUUUUGGGAUCAGCAGCAGUGGCAGCAUCCUCAGUAGCUGCAGCUCAACAAUUAACCACAGUUAAGAGUGACAGGAACCAAAACCAAAACCAAAGAGUACCAAGUACCAUCCUCAACAAAACCUAAUAGAAGAGUAAAUAGAAAAGGAAUCUGAAUCUGAGGCCCCCUAUUGACACAAGAAUAAAAAAAAGUAGAACAAAUUUUGAGCAUAUAAAGUGUGUCAUCAAGUUGUGCAAGGCUAAGUAUGGUGCAGAAGGCACAAUAGAAGGAGGUGGGGAAUGGGAAUGAAGAGCACAGGGGGAGAGAUUGUUCAAGUCCAAGGAGGGCACAUUGUUAGGUCCACAGGUAGAAAAGAUAGGCAUAGCAAAGUUUACACUGCAAAGGGUCCUCGUGAUCGCAGGGUUAGGCUUUCAGCACACACAGCCAUUCAGUUCUAUGAUGUUCAAGAUCGUUUAGGCUAUGACAGACCAAGCAAGGCUGUGGACUGGCUCAUCAAGAAGGCCAAGAAUGCCAUUGACAAGCUCGCUGAGCUUCCUCCAUGGCAACCUACUCCCAACACUGCAGAUGCUGAGAACAACAAUGCAGGGUCAAGUGACAUGGCCAUUGCAGAACAAUCAGAGUCUUCUGGCUACAAUUUUCAGCUGCAAAGGCAACUAGGUGAGGACCAUGAUAAUAACCACCACCACUCACCUUUCAUUCCUUCUCCUAUUGACACUGAUGCAAUAGCCUUCUUUCCCACAACCACUGCCACCUCCUCCAUCAACUUCCAAACCUACCCUCCUGACAUAAUCUCAAGAACCAACAACUCCACUGAGGAUCUUGGCCUCUCCCUUCACUCCUUCCAAGACCCUGGCUUGAUUCAUGGCCAGCCCCAAGCAGGUGCAAACCAAACACCUUCCAAUGACCAAAACCAAACCCUCUUCUCUGGCUCAACUCAAGUGGGGUUUGAGGCCAAUUACCCCAGGAUUGUGGCUUGGAACAAUGAUGCAAGUACUGCAGAUAUGAACAGAACCGGCUUCAUGGUCAAUUCACAAGCACUUCUAAGCCAAGGUGGUUCUAAUGCAUAUUCCCAAAGGGGGACCCUUCAGUCCAGUUUCUCACCAUCACUUCGUCCUUGGAGUGACAUUCCCAUGGCUUCCUCAGAACAUCAUCACAAGUCACAACCAAUUCAACAGGCUUCCAUCUUUGGCAGCAGGUUCCUCUCUGAUGCAUUGCCAGGGUUCUGCAUUCCUGCUAGAAUUCAAGGUGAGGAUGGAGUUGCUGGGGACAAGCCUUCCUCUUCGUCUCCUAAUUCUCAUCACUGACCACAAACAUGCCUCACAAUGCUGCAAUGUUCCUUGUCUAUCAGGAGCAUUGUCUACCAGAGUUGAAAACGUGGGAGGAUUAAGAUGGACACAUUUUGAUGAUCUACACGAUUUGUCUGGUUGGAUUCGGCUCUUUUACUUAUGGGUGUGCUUUAUAUAUUUUUUAAGGAAAAUAUUUAAAGUGGGUUCACUACUUCCCUCGAAUCAACACUCCUUGAUAUAUUUAUGUAUUAUGCACGUUAUAUCUACAUGAUACUUUGCUCAAUUUAUAUAUGGCUUUAAGCUGGAUUCCGUGGUUUGUAACCGUUAUUGUCGAGAAUAGCAUUGUUGGUUCAUCCGAUAUCAAGUGAUCAGAAGAAGUUUCAUGUGGAUUCUCGGUGAACCCCACUUCAAGAAAAACUCAAAUCUAGUAUGAUUUUGAUUUAUUUAGUUAUUCUCCUCUGUAGUAGAAAGAGAUUUUGCUUUCCUUUUUUCCCCAACUACAUUUAAAGGAGCACUUUAGUAGUCAAACACUUUCUUAGCAAUGUAGUUCUGCGUCUGCUUCAAUUUCAAGUAACACCAUCGAGAAGGAUGGCCAGUAAUUUCUUAUGUAAUAGGCUUAGGUAAUUUAUUAUGUCAAAUAAUUGUAACGAUUUAGUCUUUCAUUUAAAAAGAGUCCCCACUUUAGUGUUUAUAUUUUAU
This is a messenger RNA of Cajanus cajan (pigeon pea), 2693 nucleotides long. The record is from RefSeq and is a predicted model, not a curated record. Lineage: Eukaryota; Viridiplantae; Streptophyta; Magnoliopsida; Fabales; Fabaceae.